AUGGGAUUCAAAUGGCCCCCACAGAUAACAGAAAAGCCACUACUAUCCAAGAUAGAAGGAAGCACAGUCCAUUUUAAAGAUGGCACCAGGGCGGAGGUUGAUGACGUCAUAAUUUGCACAGGCUACCAUUAUUCCUUUCCUUUUUUGGAAGAGCGCUUGCGUCUCAAGACAACCAAUGUCUUUUACCUAGAGGGCCUCUACAAAUCGAUUCUCUGGACCCGGGGCGGAAAUGACAAAGUUCUGUACAUAGGUAUGUUGGACCAAGAAUACACAUUCACCAUGUUUGAUGCACAAGCAAAGUGGGUGGUAAAUUACAUUAUGGGGGAACUAAAACUUCCUGAUAAGGAAGAAAUGGAAAGCGACUGCAGAAACUGGAUAGCAAGGUAAUGAUUGUUGUUGUUGUUGUUGUUUUAUCUUCAGGAAAAAUACGGUGUCAUACAGGAGCAAAACACAAAUCAAUAUUAUGUCGAAAACGCAACAAACUUCUCGAUACAAAACCAAAUUUUUCUGUUACAAAACAUUUAUUUCUGAAACAAAACAAAGUUUCGUGACACACAACAAUGUUUUGAUACACAUAACAGUUUCGGGCUAACAACAAUAAUAAUAAUAAUAAUAAUAAUAAUAAGAAGAAGAAGAAGAAGAAGAAGAAGAAGAACACUUGUAUAGAUUGUGCUUCACAGAACUUCUAAAAACAGUAAAAAUAAUUCUAAAUUGAAGUAAAAAUUAAGAACCUAAAUAUAAGUAUAUACAAGUUAAAACAAGAACCUAGUCAUGAAAAAACUUGGGAAAAUUAAACUGUUUUCAGUUUCAUUUUAAAAGUUGAUGGAUUCAUGUUGGACCGUUGGCUGUUCCACAACUUUGGGGCCGCGAACAUAAAAGCGCGAUCCCCAAGGGUCUUUGGUGACUUCUUUGGUGGAAAGCAGAGUAAGGUUCCAUCACAAGAACUACGAAGACUGUAACGUGAAGGUUUCGCAACACAAACAAGAGACGAAAGACUAUAAAAAGAGCCAUAUUAUUUAAAAUCUUAAAAAGUAAUUAAAAUGAUCUUAAAAUCAAUGCGUUGUCUCACGGUUAGCCAGUACAAUUCCCGUAAAAGGGAACUUAAGAUAGAGACGUUUUCGGGGCGACGGCAACUUCAACCGGACGUGACAUCAUCAUUUGUUGGAUAUUGCGCAUGCUCGUGCUCACCACCUAGCCGUCGUGGUCCCGUCGGCGACGUGAAACUGGUCUGUUUGGCGUUGUGGCGAAAACGUGAGUAUUUAACUUUCAUUUCAAUCAGGUUUGUUGCGUUUAGCAACCAACAUUUUGCAGAUUAUCGUUUUUAAAUUGUCCUUGUUUUCUUUGAGGCACAUUUCAAGCUCGAUUUCCAAGCUCUGUUAUCUAAACUUACAUCUUUAUAAUGUCUCUAUGUUUUCAUGUCACAGGGUCAAGAUCCAACUUGGCAAACAGCCAACCGUAAGUGAGCUUGACAUGGACAAAAUUUUCCUACGAGCCAAAUAAAAGUAUCCAGACAAAAAAUAUGAACUCCGAUAUUUCAAUUGUGUGUUUUUAGCUCGCUCUUUUCGUUAGAAUAUCGUAUAAGUGAAACGCAUUGAAAAUUAUAUAGAAUAGUAGGUAAUACCAUGUACUAACUCGGCGUGGGAAUACUGAAGUAAAGUUGUUGCCGUUGUUGUUGUUGUUGCAUGCAAGAAUUUCCCGGGAAUUAUUUCAAUACCAAACUAAGAAUACGGUUCCUUGGUAGCAUUUUAAUGUUCCUGUAAUCUGCAAGGCUUCGGCAAGCGUGUGGAGAUGUUUUUUUUUUCAACACGAAAUUCUGCCUUGAACUCAGCUACAUCCCGCACAUUUUCUAGCGUGAACGGAUCGUAACUGUCCCGAGGAAAAUCGGGAUUUUUGGACUCAUAAUUUUCCCACAAAACGAGAAACUCUUCAUCCGAUACAUGUUGUCUGCAUAGUAAAUAUUUAUUCUUUUAAUUCUUUAUGUGAAGCCAUAUUUUCCUCUUCGGUAUUCUUCUAAUUAAAGGCGCCGUCCUUCUGAGUUCACUGCGAUGACGGGAAGCGACGGCUGCCUUAGUUCCAGGCUUUCUCUGCCAGUCCGGUCGCCGUCGCCCCGAAAACGUCUCCAUCUUAAGUUCCCUAAUAUUGGCCUAACGUGACAGAUUUGAAGGCACUCAAUAAACCAAGCAAGCACAUGCGUUUUGAGUUGGCUGGAGCUUUAAGAUAAGACUGUUAGGCAAAACAUAAAGUAAACUGUUGCAGUAAUCAAGCCCGCUAGUAACGAACACGCAAAUAAGGGUCUCAGUGCUUUCUUUAGAUACGAAUUUUAUGGUGAGGUGAAUAUUGUAAAGUUAGAAAAAUGCUGCUCCACACGUCUUAUUAAUGUGAGUAGACACUGUAAGCUUUGAAUCAAGCCAGCUUCGCCAGCCGAUGAAACAUCCACAGAUGCAACGGUAAUUGAGUUAAUAGAAACUUUAGCUCAACCUCGUCCCCAGGGCGCUUUUGCCUGGCGGAAAAGCGCCCUGGGGACGAGGUUGAUGAUGAUAUCGACGAGUACUCUGGAAUCGAAGUUUUCUCCAUUUUGAAUGACAAUGACUUCAUCUUCAGGUAUACCAACUGGGGAUGAAAGGAAACUUAUUACAUACUAUUUUACGAGAGGAUACUAAUAUGAUGUGCAUUUUUUUGCCACGUUUCAUCAAAUAACCUUUAUUAUUAAAAACUGAAUCAUUUGAUAAUGCAGUUCUAGCAUUUUGAUUGGCUUAGCCGUUAUGGUAUAUGAGCUAUUAUACCAUGCUCUCCAUAUACGGUCAGUGUACGCGUCAGUUUAAAAUUGAAAGCUAGCUGAGAUUUUUUUUCGCGAAGGAUAGAACGGCGCCCGAAGCAUAUCGUUUUAAUUCAUUUCUUAGAAUACUAGAAAUGCAAUUUCAUCGAAAGAAAAAAGACAAAAACAAACAAAAAAACCAUAAGAGGUUGUUUAAAAGUUUGUCGAAAAAUGCAUGAAAACACAUGGAACUAAAGUGCCUUGACCAGCUACGAAAGAAGACAAGUGUUGUUUCUUCAUGAUCGCGAAGCCAUUCGCCGAUCGAGUCACUCGUCGAUAGAUAACUGCGGUUUGUUUAUCCGACAUCAAGAAUAUAAAUCACAAGUGACCAGCUACAAAUACAGGCUAGAGCAAUCGAGGCGGCAGUAUAGCUUCUUUCAUCGUUCAGCAAAACCAGCUUGUGGCUUCAAACAACUUCAUAACAAGCGACCGAGGUAAUAGUUUUUCUCCGUUUUUCUUACUUUUAUAACUGCACCGAAAAUUCAAAUUCACAGUAAUUUCGACGGCUGUCACUUAAAAAUUCUUUCCCUUCACAUUAUCUGCCAGGUUUUUUUUAGCUGUUCUGCUGUGUAAAAUCCUAGAGUCCCGAUGAGUUUUUAAAAAACUAUAAAUGUUCAUCGCUACAAUGUUUUGAUUUUUCAUUCAUGCAGUCCAGGCGAGUCUGUUCGCGCGUUGACAGUUUUGAUAGACGUGUGACAUGUGAAUAGCGAAAGUCCCUUGUCUUUUCCGGUUUGUUCUAGUCGGAGAGAUUCAACGAGAUUUUUUGGGCGUUUUUAAUAAAACAAUUAUUCCACUCGCGCUUGUUGGAUAUGAGAUGAUUAUAGCCAACUCGGCGCUACGCGCCUCGUUGGCUAUCUAGCAUCUCAUAUCCAACGCGCCCAGUAUCAGGAUGCGACAGUAUCAGCUACGAAGAAGGACACUUUCAUAUGAUUUACUCUUGGUGCGUAACACAAUUUUAAGGGAGCUGAGUGGUCGGUUCUGGUUGCAAUGGCGCGGAAGCAUGUGGCAUACUCUACGCUUGCAGACUAUUCAAGUACCAAUGCACAGCAAAAUUAAAAAGUGCAAGCAAAGGUACAUCAAACCUAAAUGAAAUGCGACUACGCAAAGUAAAAUGCGUAAUAUAUAACUUUCGUGGGCGGGGGGGUUGUGCAGUGGACCCAUUUGACAGCAACAUAGAGGGAUGGUUGAAAGACUCGCACCCCUAUACCCGGGGAAUACCAGAGCGGUAGACCCGUUCCCGUACCACGCCUAUUCAAGAUGUUGGCAAGGGCGAAUCCUCGACUAAGUACCGUUAAUGGCCUUCUCUCUUUGACACUUGCAUCUUCGUAAUGCUGUCGUAAACCCCGCAUAUCGUGGCCAAAGUGACAGUCUAAAACCGCUGAAAUUUUCCGCUCAUGCCCCGCAUUCUCUGGGUAUGGAGUUGACCAGUGCACAAAGUUUUAUAAAUAUUAGGUUAAAAGUCGCGGCUGAAAUCGAGUUGUAAGAAUAAUUUAAUGGCAAUUUCGUGCCUUCUUCAUGUACGGGUAGAGAGGAAAGACCUUGGCCAAGCUGUGUGUCGUCAAUAUUUCUUAACUUUCUUUGCCAUGAAAGUCAUUGGGUUAGGAACAUUUGACCUACUACAGUACUAUUAAUAACCAAUACUUUUGGGCCACGAGUUGGGAAUUUUAACAACUUUAAUAGCGGUAGGUGGCCCAGUAUAUUAUUUUAUUUUAGAAAAUAUCUAAGAUAGUACGCGCGAUCUGAGCUUUUCGCGCGCUAAUCACGCCAGCACAAAUUGAUAAGCAAUGAAGAAAUGCAUGCAUAAAAUCAAGAACAUGCCUUUGCAAACCUCUUCAAUUUUUCCUGUCCUUGACAGAUGAGCCAAUCUGCUUUCUUUCCCAGUAAAAUCCUCUGUGUAGUUAUUUUCUGAUAGCAAACUGCGUGCGUGUCAAAAGCUCAGGAAUGGCCCAGGGGUUGGCCAAUGCCCGGCCCCCAGGCAGCGCAAAAUUUGCAAAUGCCCCACCCCCGGGACUGACAAGGCGGGCAAAUGCCCCGCAGUAGCCCGGGGGGGUGCUGGGCGCAGCUGGAAUUGACUGAUGCAUAAUGCUGGAUUUUUUUGUUCCAAGAUGUUAUGUGAAAAAGUUAAAUUAGUUUAAUAAGUCAAGCACUCAUUGUGAUGUACUUUCACCACCAGGAUGGGAGAACUAAAAGACGGACAUGACGCAGUCGACUUCCAGACUGCUUAUGUGGCUGAUCUUGUCAAAGAAUCCAAUUACAGCUACGAUUUAGAUGUAUCCGAAAUGCUUCACGCUUGCGAAGAGACCAAACAUGAUAACAUUACAACUUACAGAGACCAAAGUUUUACAAGCAAGUUUACCGGUCACAAGGCCUCGCAAUCGCACACUCCAUUUAUGGAAGAGUUUGAUGAUUCCAUGGAACACUUUCUGCUUAAUUAAGCAAAGAAACCUGUAAAAUGCCAAAACUACCAAGAAAAACAUUUAAUAUAUAUUUACAAAUGCAAGACUUUUUUUUUUGUAGAUCAAUGUGAUGUGAUUGUUUGAAGGCCACCGGCCAUUACCUGGUAAAAUUUAAUCCUCGUCGAUGUGGGGCCGCGUGAUUGUAGUUCAAAAUUAUCGCUUAUUUAACCUGGUUCCUUUAGGCCACCAAACUACCUACAAUUCUGCUCCAACACAAGAGAACAUAUUUUCUCGACAACAGAAAAAAACGCAGCUCUUUGCCGUUGGCAAAGCUGCACAGUACUUUUUAGGGAGUUGUUAUAACUCCAAAAAUGGAGUAAAAAUUUUAGGUACAGGAUAACAGUUUGGGCUCAUUUUUACUCCUGAAAAAGAGAUCUCCCAGUCUGGAGAUAAAAUAACUUUGAAAUGGGGUUACUUUUACUCCUUACAUGGGUUGUUUUUACUCUCUGGAUUCACUUUAACUCUGAAAGUGGAGUCAAAGUUUUAGGUACGGUAUUCGCCUGAAAAAUAGUUUUUUGAAAACUCCUUUUACGGAGUUAAAAUAACUCCAGUGUAAGGAGUUAAAUUAACCUUACUAGGGGAGUUAUUAUGACUCCUUGAAAAUUACCGUGUGCGAAAUUAGACUGAGCAGUGAAACAGGCUAUGCCAAAUCAAGAAUGAUCACAUGUCGUAUAUAUUUACUGCUGCACAGUUUGUAAAACAGCCGCAACGAAAAUUGUUGAAGGUAGAAUUCCUUUUGUUAGGAGUUAAAAAGGUGACACAUCACAAAGCUUAUUGAAACGCUUGUUAAAGUUUUUAGGGUAUAGUUUCAAAGCGUUUUUGAGGUUCCAAACUGAUAAUUAGAUUAGACUGGUAGCUACUGAUAGCUAACAUAGUGUUCGCGAAAUAUUGGUAUCAGUUAUAGUUAUGAAAUUUUUAAAUAAUUUAACUAUAGUUGUUAUUUAUUCAUGAGCAUUGUAGUGCAGUUCUUACGUUAGAUUCCUUAAGUAAACGGUAAACCAAUUAUAUAUUGAAAUCAACUAACGUGUAAUAAAAUUAAAGUUUUCCUUGUUAAGAAAAAAAAUUGCUCGUGUCCGACCACUUUUAAGUUCCAACAAGAGAGGAUAAGAGAGAGGAUUAUGAUAAGGAAAAUAAAAUAAGAAAGAACCUACCAAAACGUCUGAUGCCCUCGAAGAGUUUUCUUUUUAAUUAAAGUGGUUCUGAGUAUCAUUAAGGCUGCUUAAUACUGACGAUUUUACCGCCGUGCGAAACAACAGCAGCGACAUUUAAGGUGCAUGCAGUUAGCAUGCUAUUUUUGCAACGGUUUCAUGAGAACUGCAUUUUUCAUGGGGCAGUAUAAUCCUCAUUAUAAUUUAACCCUUUAAGUCCCAAUAGUGAUUAACAUCAAUUUUCUCCUAACAAUAUCCAUACAUAGUCAAGAGAAAUGGUUAUGAGAGUUAAUAAAAUGAUCACUAAAGAGAAAAUGUUUUGAUAUGUUAUCAAAUUCUCUCAACUAUGUCUUUAAAUAAUUGAAUGAAGAUCGGUAUAGAGAAUUUAUGUCUGGACAGUGGGCUUAAAGGGUUAAUACACAUUUCGACGUAUCCCAAACUGAAAGCGCAGAAGUGUGCAAUAGUUUGAAUUGAGUUUCCAGUGAAGGUACAGGUGAGCGUUACACAAAAUAGGGAUAGCAACCGGAAGCCAGCCACGUUGUGCUUGCUAUCAAGUUCUGCACUAUAGCAAAGGAAAAAAAACACAUUUACUUCAUAAUGAUUUGUCAUAACACCAUAAAAGGAGACUUUAUUGAUCAUACAAUGCGCACGCGUAAAAUAACGAAUUGACCAUAUUUAGUCUCCAUGUGACGUCAUAAAGGUAACUAAGCAUUCGCUGAGAAGUAAAAUUCUUUGACAGACCUGCUUAAACAAGUGCAUUAAUAAACGCUUUUUUUGUUCUAAAGCUACAAAAGUUGAUUAUCAGAAUGAGCGAACACAGUAAAGGUGAGUUGAUAGCUUCACUGAUUUGCCUUUUAGUCUUUGUGUUAAAAAGUACAGUAAACUUGUUAUAUUACUCGAGUUAAGCCAAUACCCUUCACUACUUGCGAGCCAGGUUAUGUAAGGCAUUCGGGCAAAAAUGAUUUGGUACGCUUUCGACAUUAAUACAAGAACUUCAAAUUCAAGUAAUGUUAACUAAAGAGAUACUUUUCGUGCAGGAGAAACUAAUGGAAACUGAAUUUUUAUGAUGGAGAAGCUUCAUUAUAAUUUUCUUUUUUAAGCUGUUUUCUGCCUAUGCGCGCGCACUACUGAAAACUAAGGGAAGCAAAACAAAAAGUUAGAUAGUGGAAAAUAUUUCUUUAAACUAGCCAAAAAGCGCGAAUUACUGUGAGAAAAGUUGAUGCAGGAAAGCAUAACUAUUCCGUAAAUAUUUACAGUCUUUUCAGAGUUGGCAUAAUUUACAAUAAGAACGAGAGUUCGAUUUGACGUCAUAAACGCGAAGAAAAAACUUGCGUCUUUUGAUGAGUGAUUGAAAAGGUUGAAACAUAAUCCUUUUUCACUUGUAUUAAACUGAAAUUUUUCUGGGAAAUAUUAAAAAUUGCCGACUGUUAAUUAUCCAGCUCAAACUGAAAAUGAAAAGAAGAGUACGCCGAAAUUUAAAGUUUGUCGUAUUAAAGGUAGAUCAGAUAACAGUUACAAAGCCACGCGCAGUUCUUAAAAACUGACAUGACCAAUGGCAGAGCUGGAAAAUGAGCACCGGAAGUCCUGUGCAAACCAUUUGCGCGCGCUUUUGCGUUUUCAUUGGACGCUGCGUUGUCUUCAAAGGCGCUACAAAUAAUAAGCAUCGCCUAUACGACAAACAGCAAACUUGAGAUUCAAGUUGAUAAAUUUUCAAAAUGUGAAUUGAGCAGAUAAAAACAGCUUAAAAGCAUUCUUGUGGAUAGAAUUUUCCUGUAGUGUAUAAUGAACGAUGAACAGUAAACAACAAGUAAAGGGGAAACUUGGUUACGUGGCGCAAAUUCAAGUUUGCCGUUUGCCGUAAACGCGAUGCUUUAACGAUGAUGUUGAAUUCGAAAUUUAUGUCGCCGCGCUCCGACAAAAAUUUAAACGGUGCCAGACCACGUAGUUCACAAACAUGGGAACCAAAACUCUUAAAUCCAGAAGGCUUCUUUUAGAAAAGUGACCCAGCCUUUCGCAUGAACUUACAGAUCGCUUCCUUUAGCCUAUACUAGAUGUGAUAUCGCCCCGGCAGUCAAUUUUAUUGCUUCUGGUUUUGUUUAUCUGUCCAAUCGUCAGGUUCUUUCCACGUUGCGUGGAGGGUAUUUCCAUUUGGUCAGCCUUGUUAUCAAUUGCUCGCAUAAACAGAAUUCUGUUUAAAGCGACUCGGUAGAGUGAGGCGGGCCUGAUUUUUAAAUGGAAUCACGCUUUAAGUUAACCGACAGAGAAAGAAACUCUGUAAUUUUUCGCAGUUGCAGCUGAAAGCUCCGUGGAUGAAUACCUCCAGCAGGAAGGAUUGCGUCGAGAGCCAGUCCCAAAGGACGGCCAUUGCUUGAUACACGCGUGGCAUAGGGUAAGUGAAAAACCAGUUCAUAACCUUUUUCAAAAGCAAUUGAUCUGAUUCUGAUGACUAAACAGAAAAAAAGACAUCUUAGGCUGGAUGCCAGCUAUAAUAUUAGUUUACGGCUUUUUUCAGAGGGGAAGUGUUACCCCCGGGCACCUGGCCGAUGUGGGAAAAGAGAUGGGGACCUUCAUAUUAUUUGUCCUAGGAUUUAGUCUUGGGGAGGUGGGGGCCCACUUUACUCUUAGACCACAUUAAGGCCCGUAGGGUUAAGAAAAAAUACCCUGUUUCCUCGAAUAAUAGCCGUCCCUCGAUUAAUCUCCUCCCUCGAGUAAUCGUCCCCCUUUGACGGAAAUAUUUGAAAUAAUCGCCUCCCUCGAAUAAUCGCCACCUUUUGGUGGGAAAAAAGAAAUAAUCGCACCCGGCUAUUAUUCGAGGAAGUACGGUAUUAUCGCGUCGUGUUGGGAGGCUGCCAAACUUCGGGAUGACUGAGAGAAGAUUGGGAACGACUUAUGUGUUUUCAACAUGGCGAUAAUGUAUCGGUCAAAUCGAAGCUUCAACAUGCCCCCCCACCGGGCAUACCUCGGGCAUUUGACACCUUUGCCGUCCCGGGGAGGAGGGAAUUUGAUUAUCAGAGUCUUCCAGGGGGUGGGGAAUUUGAUCCCCAUGCUUUAGGGGUGGGGAAUUUGAACUGCACCCUCGAUUUCAUGUAACAUCUUUGGCGUGGCGAGCUAUGGGGGACGCGGUGUUAGAGGAUUUUCGUGGAAAAGAUUGUGCCUUUGUGGCCAAUUGGUUACGAGGAAAGGGUUUAAACAAGCUUUGUGGCGUAUCUGAAGUAUUUAAAUUUUAAAAUUUUUAAUAUUGGAUUCAGGCUUUGAAUGUAUGAAUGUAUUUUAUUGUUGUGUUAAAAAUACAAAUACAAUACCUAUACCGGCGAUUCAAUACAACAACAUAAAAUAAAAUAAAAUAAAAAGCUCAGGUGAACUUCUUUGACCUACUGCAAGUAUGUUAAUUAAUAAGGUGAGCGAUGAUGCAUGUCAGUGAAAUGGUCAUGAUGUAGUAAUCUCAAUAGGUGGGAUCUUUUUUAUAGAACGCUUUGUAUGUUGCAUGACGAAGAAAAGCUGAGCAUUCAGUGACCUUGUAGCAGCGAUUUCCGCCGCUUUACACGAGACUUUUGUUAUAUUUAUAAAGAUUUUGUUCGACAAUUGAAGGCGUUUCCUCCGUCCUUCUGUCAUUGUUGUGCCUGUGAAAUGUCCCCGGGGUGGGGGCAUUUGAUCACCUGAAUGGACCCCAGUGUGGGGCAUUUGAAUAGCCUGAGUAUCAGGCGUUUCUGGGGAAAAGGGGAAAAAUGGAAGCGAAAAAGGAAGAGAGGUGAAGGAAAGAAACGCCUGACACAGAUGCUUUUACUGGAGCCUUCCACCCUCACACAGCAUGAUUCGAUACCAUCCUUUCUCUUCUCCCCCUUCCCCCUCCCCCAUCUAAAAUCUCCUCUCCCCUAGCCCCGUAGGAAGGCCUGAUACUCAGGCUAGCAUUUGAACGGCAUUUUGGCCCGGGUAGGGGGGAAUUUGAACAAUAAUUUUCGAAAAAGUCAAAUGCCCGGGGGAUUGCCCGGGGGGGGGGGCAUGUUGAAGCUUCGAUUUGACCGAUACAUAAUUCAUGGCGAUCAAACAUGGCGAUCAACAUGGCGCGAAUGUAGCGCACAACUUGACAAGUCGCACAAGGCGCGCAGCUUCAGCGGGGGCGGGGAAAAGAAAGGUAUGCGUCAAAAUCCAGUCUUUUGCCUAUCACACAGACUCUUGUUAAGUUAUUUGUAAGUAGUGACAGACACUAGAAGGUUAAAUAUUCUAGAGUAAGUAAAAUUCGUUAGAAGUAACUCAAAAAGUCAUCUUUAAUUAGUACGCCGGUUUUUCAUCCUGGAAGACCAAGAGAAAAACCUGGAAAUUUCGUUUCCUUGUGGCGCAGGCAAUCUUCAGAAUGGAUAAGAGACAGAAAAAUGUUGCCCUUGUCUAGAAUUCCCCCUCCAAUUAACCCAGCCUGAUGACUGAGUUUUGUUUUUAACGCCUCGGACGUUCACCAUUCACUCUGGCCCUUCCUGAAAGUGGAAAGCAGAAUUCACUGGAUUUCAUGUGCAUAAAAUUAGAUCUGCUUGUUGCCACAAACCAUAAGAAGAUGGAGUUUAGGGAAUUUUCAACUGACUAAUAUGAUAUAUUGCAUAUUGUUUUCCCAUUAGGCCAUGCAGAUGCAGGAAGAGGGAGCUCACACGUUCCCAACCUACAAAGCUCUUCUAAAUGCUGUUGUAGCCGAGUUAUACGAUCAUGAAUGGUUUUAUGCUGCAUUUAUGCCAGAAAACUGGGAAAACCAACUGAGUGCCUACUAUUAUGAAGGUGCAUUUAACUGCGACAUCGUAGACCUCAUUAUUUAUGCAUUAACCAACCUUACAGAGAAAGCCUGCAAAGUGAUUACAGUAGCCUCUGAUAAGGUGGCCUUCAUACACAAUAUCACACCCAACAGGGAGGAGAAGAAAUGUCUCCAACCUGGGAUCAUGUUCAUGCUCAAAGACUUGCACUAUGAGCCCCUGGUUAAAAUAGUAAGUGAAUCCAUAUUUUUUUGUGAAUAAGAAGAUUUUCUGAUGUGAAAUUCCCUACCGAGCUCUUUCUUAAUGCUCUGGUAGAUGAGUUACCGUUUUCCUGAAAGUCCUGAUGUUUCCACUCGAGGGAAACAAAUCUAACUGUUUCCCCACUUUCACUUCAACAGUAAUAACCGGAGCAAUAGCCGGAAUGAUUCAAAACAGUUGAGACCUGGCACUUUUGGGAAUUAAAUUUGUGUCAACACAAAUUUAAUUCUCAAAACCACUGAAUGAAUGAUUUACAAAGUACUUUCCUUUUAUUAUUUGCAUCUUUUUCCUCCACUAGCUGCUGUUUCUCUUCUGGGAUAACAUUGAAAAUCGCUGCUCUUUAGCUUGAGGCUUCAUAUUAUUGUGCUGUUGUGUUCAUUCACGAAAAAGAAAACUGGCGAUGUUUUUUGCGCUUUCUGUCACACCACUUUCCACCAUGCUUUGAUCACAUGCUGUAAUGUAGCCUAGCCUGAGCGGGGUACAAUAAAUAUUAAUUUGAUUGCUCAAAUGUAUCAUGAUCGGGAUACAUUUGAUUUUAGUCAAGGCCAUGUGACUAAGAAUAAACCAGUGGCAGUCGUUGUUUAGUUGAGAGAAAGUUUAGGAAUAUAAUGUAUGGUCUUAUUCCCGAUCCAUACCUGAGAGUUGGGAAAGCCAGUCAGGCAUGGACUAUUUUCAUGGCAGAUUAAAUAUGCCAUGAAUAUCCUAAGCACUUGACUGGGUUAAAUUUCAACAACAACAUUGUGUGUUUAUUUACUUAUUUAUUUAACAUAAUUCAACAUACAAUGUAACAUAACAAUGAACUUUAUAAUAACAGGGCAAAAAAAGGAGGCAAAACAGUAAAAUAAAAAGACAGCAAAAUACAAAAGUUCAAUAGUUUAACAACAACAACUGAAAACGAGAAAACAUCCACUUUUGUCCACAGUGAUUUUCAUAAUAUCAGCGUUUAGGGAAGGCUUAAACAAUAUCAUUAUGUCUUUACUGUGUUUGGAACCAUGCGCAAACAGGAUUUCACCACCCCAUUCUGCACGCCACACAUUCUCUAAGCUAGGAUCGCCAUAGGUUUCUUGUAAAAACAAUUAUAUACAAUCUAUUCAGAUAGAGCCACCGAAAGAGCUUUCGCCAUUAAUGCACAAAUAAUGUAUAAAUUAAGUUAGUUAUUUAUGCAUUAUUUGUUCGUUAUGUUAUUCCCCAUUUAUGCCUAAGAUUAUUUAUUUUCAGUGUCUGCUACCAAUUACAAAUCUACAGAUCAGCUUCUGUUUUGUUAUGUUAGCUCAUUUUCAUUUCAAUACAAUUUCUUUUCCGUGCCUCGAAUAGCAUUUCUUUGCUAAUUUGUGGGGCAAUUGUAUUUAGGUUUAAAGUUUCUGUUUUGUUUGAAUUUAAAAUGAAAAAAUAGCGUCAGUUAAUUGGCGACUACUGUUUUUAUGGUGCAUUUUAAAAAAGUACCAUCAAUGCAGCGGUCUCCAACUGGUUUGAUUUAACAGUCACAUUGUGGAUUUAACCAGCAUCAAUAAGUACUACAUGAUGCUAUUUAUACCCAUGAGUGUAAAAUAAUAUUCAUGAGCAUAAGAAUUGCAAAGAUGAAGACAGCCUUGGCAUAAGCAUAAGUGUAAAUACAAGCUAGAGCUUUGUAUUCUUUUUAUGGUUAAUUGGUAGACAUUUGCAUCCUCACCAGUGCAAAAGCUUCUCCUGUGCCUAUGAUAACAUCGCAUUAAGUAAGGAGGGCUUUAAACUCUAAAUACGACAGUUAAAGUCAUAGUCUUUUCUCUUCUUUUAGGAACAGCAUCAAAGUUAUCACGAAAAUCUAGAGACUUGGACAGCUUGCCCAAAUGAAGUGCUUACAUCAAAGGCAAGAGGUAUUGAAAAUUUAAAAGAGAAAUUGAUUGACCUGAGGAAUGCAAAGACUAUGGCAGAUGAGAAGAUGAAAACAUCUGAUGAUACAACUUCAAGCACUAUGCAAAUUUUGAAAUUUGUGAGGCACUUGAAGUUGUAUCAUUGAUCUUAAAAGAUCAUUGAAGAUAAGUUCUCAUGGCAUCUUAUACAAGACCGUCUAUGUUCAGUUCGAAUUACAAUUAUCCUAGAACAGUUAAGGUUUCCUGUUAACAUGUGCAUUGUUUUGGAAUGGGUGUCAGGGGCGUAGCCAGCAAUUUGGCAUACAAGGGUUCUUAGGAUGUGUUGUUGCAAGAGGCAUUGGUUGUGGCUGCAUGUCCUCAUAAUGUCGAUUUCUUGAUUCUGGCCACAAAUUUCUAAUAGCGUCAGUGUCAAAUGUAGCUGGAAUUUCUAAGAGGUAGUUGCAGAUCACUCUUCCUGUAGAAAUGGUUAAAAGUGUGCCAUUCAGUAGUUGUUGAAUACAUAACAUACUUUAUCAAGGACUGUGGUCUUGUAAUAGACUGUUCACUCAGCUAGCAUAUUAGCAAGAAGGUGGUGCCUUGUAUGCUUCCGUGCAAAAAUGUUGAUUGUUGAACUUACAUCAAGAGCUUACUGUAAUGGUUGUUUAUUAGAGUAGCCUGCGUAGCAGGUGCUCAGUUUAUGAGCCAAGCAAGGCUGAAUGGGGCUUGUCUGCAAAGCGAGAAACCAGUGCAGAGGGUUAGACGAGGGGAGAGCAAAGAAUAAAGCAAGUCCAGACAAUCGUUCCCAGGGCAUGGCAACUUUUGAGUGUGUUCUCCUGCUCAUGUAUAUUUGGUGACAUAAAAUACACACAGACUUGUCUAUGUUUCAGUGGAAAGAAUUCACAGCAGUCCACCUGGUCCCACUGGGGAAGCAGGUUUAAUAGGAGAACCAGGACCAGAGGGAGCACUGGGUGAUAAUGAAAAGAAAGGUGCAAAGAUCCAGCCUGGACCUUCGGGUGAUCAAGGGCCUCAAGGCGGUGAUGGAGACCAGGGUGCUCAAGGUGAGUGUGCGGACUUAGGGUGUGUAAGGGGUGGAGGCUUGGGGGGGGGGGUAUUCCUCCCCAUGGUCCAGGUCGUAGACCUUCCAUGGACGAAUCAUACUCCUUUCACCUACCUACUUAAAUCCGAACUUUACAUCCCUUUUGAUUACUGGGGGACGGGGGGCCUUAAGAAAGCUUUAUAGGCGGGGGAGUCCACUUUGAGCUCCUGGUCAUACACCUUCCAUUGACAAAUCGCACCCCUUUUACAUACCUUUACUUUAGAACUUUUCAUCCCUUUUAAUUUAUUACUGUAGAUGCACUGUCUUCAAAAUUUGAAUAGAUCACAAAACUAGAAGGUUUCCUUGACUUCUUCACAGUUCAUUUGUUAGCACUUUUAGGCCUUUUACAGAUGAAAAUGACAAAUUUCCCUAUUUCAAACUUAAGGCUAAACAGAUUCGUGUUUAAAGGGGGUCUAAGUGGCAAAUUUUAGCCUAACAGUUUCUUAGUCGCAGGUUUUACUGUAAUGCUCUUACAUCUGUGAGGUGCUCAUCUUCUGGUAUUUGUUGCAGGACCCAAAGGUGAACCUGGACAAGCGGCAACUGGGGUGAAAGGUGAGAAGGGAGACCAGGGUGCAGAUGGGGAUGUUGGAAACAGAGAUCCCCAGGGACACAAAGGAGAGAGAGGAGUGGAUGGUUCACCGGGAAGUCCUGGAGAUCCCAGUCCCUCUGUUGAAAGAGGUAAGUUUUUAUAUCACUAGAGACUUCCUUCUCUAGUGAUCUUGACUACGGGGACUAGAAAAACUCCAAAUCUCCUACUUUUUUAAUAACUCCGAAAGUUCUCCACUAGCUCCUUACAGUGUGAUAGACUCCUUACAACUAGGUAAACCUGCUAGAGCGGUUUUCACUUGACUGUCGUAAAACCAAAACCAAAGUAAAUACACUAGCCAACCAAAGGGCGUAGUAAAACCAAAACCAAAACCAAUCCCUUUCGACAGUCAAGUGAAAACCGCUCUAGUUACGGAUCGCAAAUUGACCAAUCGGAUGGCGAAAACAGACUCAGCCAUAUAAUAAUGAUUCGUUAUUGAUUUUUUUGUAUUACGUUAAAUCACAAGAUGACGUUAUUCCUUGUCCAUUAGGGACGUGAUUACUUAAGUUUCGCUCAAACCACACUUUUGUUAGUUGGCUUUGUUUGUAUUGUAUUUGUAUUUUAUUUUUACUCCAUCCUAUAGAUAAUACAUUAAUUGUACAAUAUCAAUUAGUACCAGGUUGAUUAAAGUUAGAAUGGAGAAGGGCACAUUAUAGAAAACUAAUUAUGGCCCUUUAACAGGAUUGACUUUAUUCUAAUAUAGCUUUGUUAUUCAUUAAAACACAAACACGCACCCACGCACACACACACGCACACAAGUCAAUAUUGAGCAAGACAAUAUGUUUUAAGUGCCUUUUUGAACAUAUUCAAAUAAAAGACACCAACACGAGAAACUAAAUUAUUUAAACACACAAAAAAGGAAACAAAUAACACAGAACUAUCCAGCUUCAAAAGACACGGCCAUCAUCAUCGCUGACCUCUGACCGCUGACCUUUGUUUGGGCAAAACGAUAAGUCGUGGACUAAGUCGUGUCGUUAGUACAGUUUGUCCAGUUUAUCUUUGAAGUUGUUUGGUCAAGCUCUUACAAGCGGGACUGUUGUGUAAGUGUUUAAGUUUCUUUUUUAUACCUAACCUUUUCGAUAAGACUCCUUUAGCUUACACCAGUUUUUUCAUCGCAUGUUUUCCUCAACUAUGUUACCACGUGGCAUAGGUUAGUUGAUGUUACUUAAAAUGUUACUCACCUUUCACUUGGUUAUUAGUACGUUUUAGAGUUUGUUUUUCAGAAUCUUUUCAGUAGUUUGUCUCUUUUGCUUUUAUAUAGUUUCAUUAUUUGUUUGUAUUUAAUUUCGACCUUAUGGUUCUACGGAUCUUUAUAGUACAUCGAACUGUUUUCGCCUUGUUAUUAGAUGUAUCUUUUUGUAAUCUCGAAUUUUGUAUUUGUUAAUUCGUUUUCGAUUAUUUUCUCAAGUCUUGAUUCGUUUACCUUCUUCGGCUUAGGCUUAGUGUAACUUGCAACUUUGCAAUGGAAUGAUUGGAAUGUAGUUUGUAUGUCGUUAGAAAUCAGCUUAGCCUUUUUUGUAUUGCAUGUUUCAGUUUACGAUAAGGACUUGGAUCCUAUGAUCACGUUGAAUAAACGAUUCAAGACUCCUGUCGGUAAAAUAUUUCCUCGCUUUAUAGUGUGUCGUCGCUCGCAAACUCAAGGUCGUUGUCGUAAAUUACUUCGCUUGUGUUGGCCGCUACAUAUGGGCUCUUGUUGUGCGCAUAUAUAUGCGCGUCUGAGAAGAAAAUGGUCACAUACUUGGGAAAAAAACCCACAAAGCAGGAAAGAUCGCAAGUAUACGAGUCAAAAAACCGCACGUAUAUCGUGUCGUAAUUUUGAAACAAAUGGCCGACCAUAAAUGUUAUCACUGCUGUUGUUAUGGAGUGUGGAAUGUGAUAAUAUAAGCUCAAAUUUAUAAAGCUUUCUUGAAUAGACCUACUUCCGAUAAAUUUAAUACUUUCUCUAGUAAUUUUUAUCAGCAUCAUAACUUCUAUAAUCUUCUGAUGUCUUCGUCCGCAAAAACGAUCUAACCUGUAAACUGGAUCUAUAGUCCAGAGCGUGUUGUUGCCGGUUAAGAAUUUACAAGGUUGCUGUGACUGUCGCGACCAUUUUGCAAUUUCAGUAGCAAAGGACGAAUACGAUAUGCGAAAAAAAUAAAGAGGUAUACUAUUAUUUUUUCAAUUUAAUGUUGAAUUUUUUUUCUGUAAGUUCGCUUCUCGCUUCUAAAAUAUUACUUUGGGAAAAAUACUGCAAUAAAUUAUCCGCUGAUCACCACGAUAAGUGACCGCUUUGCAAGUUGGGAGAACAUUCUCGAUCCCAGACCUCGUUUCGUCCCCUCCCCCCAUUCCCUACUGGGUGUCGCCUUUACCAGAACUAACCAGAACUAGGCUUGAAUUCCAUUGAUUGUCAGAAGUUACCUUCGUUAACUGCAUAACCAGUGUCAGAAAAAGUCCAGUGAAAGGACAGUAUAAGGACAGCUUUUCUUUGGGAUCAGGUAGGUACGAAUGCAUUGGAAUGGAUGAUCCAUUUGAAACUCGUUUUCCCAUGUUUUGGGUACAGGUAGACUGGAAUAUUUUGUAGAAUGGGGAAGGACUCUGAAACUUAGUGAUUAGGGUCAGGAAACUGAGUGAAUGAGUUUCAGGUUUGCUUACCAUGGUAUAAUGAACCCAACAGGAACUUGAUUUAUUCAGUUUCUUAACUCUAAUCAUGAAACUUCAGGUCCUUCUGUGUGUAUUGCGACGGUUCGGCGGUCAAGUAUUGAAUUCUGACUGGAUUAAUGAAGCAUCAAACUUCGAAACGGCAAAAAGAUGAUCUACGCGGAGGAAAAAAGGUCAACUGACAAAAGUUAACGAAACGAAAAGCUCUUCACGUCCGAGAUUUGUUGGACACAACUAAAGUUGGACAAUUAAUUCCUAUCAUUUUGAUCAUACUGACCAAUAAACGCGUUAAUUUAUUCCGUCACAAUCUAUGAACCAAAAACAAUCCGGCAACAUAAAUUGUAUUAUUACAGUCAAUCCAGGUGAAGCGUACCCCGCAAGAUACCAUAAAUGAAUUUAUUAUUCAAAAGUUGAAUCCGUUGGUACUUGUAGACUUCAAUUCAUCUCUGCAUCCUUGCAUGCGCAAUGAGCCAUGAAUUCACACGCGAGGCACUUAGGAAAUUUCUACCAGCUCAGUUUCCCUGAAUUUGAUGUAAAUGUCUUCUAAGAAAUUUCAUCCAUUCAAAGAUUCUCAAUCCGUCCAAAUACAGAGAAGUUCUCGUAACAUAUUCACUGCUCAUUACGCAUGCAGAAUGCCGAAUUGAAUUUGAAUACGGGAACAACUGACGAAUUCAUUCUUUCAAAUUAUCAAUUCAUUAUAUAAUAUUUUUACACUGGGCUGUUAAGUAAGACUUAAGAGCGGCUAAGUUUUACUUAACCAAAAAAUACGUGUGAAGGCCUAAGUAAAAUCUCAAGUAACUUUACUGUGCAUCUCAUUAAAGUCGGAAAGUUGAGACGCUUUAAGAAUGUUUCAAGUGACGUUGAGAAAGGCUAAGCAUGUCAAUCAAUUCCAAUUCUCGUAUGGAAACUAGACCGAGACUGCGGUAAUGUCGGAACAAAAGUUUCAACUGCGAAUUGUGUCGUUCUGUUUAUUUUCUUGACCCAUUCACAGUAAAAACCGAUCAAGCCUUCCUACGAAGGAUAAAUUAAAGCUGAUUAUUUUGCUGUUGAGCUCAUUUUUUGGUUUAAUAUUGUUCUCUUCAGCUGAAAAAUUAUAAAUUCAAACUAUGCCUCGAUUCAAAAAUCGAAUCAAUGGUAGUCUUUAGACUAGAGCCUAAAUAAGCUAAGAAAUAUUCAAGACAAGUAAAUUUAAAAGAAAGCUUCACACACAACCUAUCCUUUUUACUUCAGGUUUACUUAAGCCUAUUUUCCCACGCAACGUAAUUAACAUUGUCGAAACACCCUAACAGGUCUAAGAGCAACACAGCAUAACAACAUUACUGCGACAUUGGUUCAAAAGGUUGCAACAUUCCCAGCUGUGUUGCGCUUAAAAUCAUCGUUGCGAAUCGUCCCGUGACGGUGUAACAUCAAUGUAAGAAACCAAUCAUCUGAGAAACAUGAAUUUAAAAGCAACUGUCAUUUUAGAAAGAAAAAGAAGUUGUUAAUAACGCCAUUUUGUUACAGUCUAAAAUCUAACGUGAGUUUCAGCAACAGACUCUGAAACCAAGAGACGCAAGCAUUAGUAUUUAAGUCUUAUUUUAUUUUAUUUUAUUAUUUUGCCACACACAAUGAAUUACAAGCAGAAUAAAAACGAUAAUAAAUAGGUUAAUUAACAUUAAAUUUAAAAUUUGUACAUUACUUGGGAGGAGUGACAGUGGCGGGGAAAAAAAAGUCGUAAAUGAAAGGAGUAAAAUAGAACAAGAAAAAGUGUUGUAAAAUUUACAGAGAUCCGAGCAUAUGAAUGACUGAAAUCAGAAACUCAUAAUUCAACCCCUUAUGCGUUUCUGCUGAAAUAGAUAGAGCCACAUUUAUUUUUGUUAGGUCCAAUUAGGUCAGUUAUAUAAAUAGCUUUUAAGAGCGAAUGCACAGAAAAAUCGAGCAAAAUCGGCAAAUCGUGGCCACAGCUCAAAACCUAACUUACUCUCAUUUUCAGUCUGUAAUAAGGUUUUAAUGAGUUUAUAACACUGCUGAGGUUUAAAUUUCAAAAUGCGGCCGAGUUUGGGAAUUAUUUGAGAUUUUCGAUUUCAACGAUCUGCGGGCCUAAAAUUAGCCGCCGAACAAGGCAAUAUAGCCUAGCGACAGAAAUGAGCUGACUUUCAUAAAUGAGCGAAUAUAUUGCCAAUCUUCCACUUAAAUCUCAAAAAGCAGAUAUCUAACAAUUUCUGAAUGCCUUAUUUUUUAGAUUUAGAGUAUAAAAUAUCGACGAACCAGCAGAAUUUUGAAACGUAAUUUGCAUAAUGCUUAUAAAUACAACAAUUUACCGCUAAAACCAAAAUCGAAUUUUCUAUAUGGGGGAAUUCUCCAAAUCACCCCAAAUCCCGCUUACUAACUAAUGAGAUAUAGUACUUCAACAUUAUCUGAAAGUUAGUCUGGUGUUCUUGCGAACGCUUGUAAAAUAGAUUGAUUAUUUUGAAGUUAUUUUGCCCCAAACAACUGCUAAUUGACCCCAGGGUCAAUUGACACGUGCACGUCACCUUAGUUUUAUGCAUCGAUUUGAGCUCGUUAAAAGGGAGAAACUAACAAGAUUCUUUUAAUAUGUACCUGUUUUAAUGAAAUACACGCAAUCCUCAAAGGAGAGGCCGUUCAAUGGGUAAUUUCUGUUCUUGAGAUCUUGAAGAUUGCAGCAUGGCGUCUGCGAGUGGACCUGAGUCUAGGUCUGUUUUCCCGUGACUGCGAAAUCAGAAUAACAUCAAGAAAUAAUUCUCCCUCGAAUCUUCGUAAGUGAAUCAGCUUUGCAAUGCCUUACCUGAGAUAAAAAGUGGGCCGAAUAGCAAAACAUUUCCAGCGUAAUUUGGAUCCUUUGUCGAACGCAGUGUAUUGCCGAGCGAAAGGUCAGUAAACAAACGUGGGAAAAUACGUUACCUUUGAUUGCGUGACCAGCCAGUAAACGAUAGUCUCCAGCGAAAAAUAGGAUUCGCAAAACUCUUGCUGAUGUAUAUUUAACAGUUUGUUACUAUAAAUUUACACCUGGUUUGUCUAAAACUUUAAACAAUGCAUAUCUGUCCAAGAGUAUAAGAAUGUUUCGAAAGAUCCACCCCUAAAUAACUGUGGGCUAGUCCUUUUCCCCCAUCACCGAUGUGUACUUCCUUCCCACUGUCUUUUGCAUGGGGCUUGUAUGCCUUUUUAACUGUUAUCGAUACUUAAAACUGGCCGUUUAAGGCCUGGUUUAAGAACUUGACUGACUUAAAAAACCGUCGCGAACAUGCGCUAUUAUUGUUGGACUUUGGAAGCUUAAAAGCCCAAAAUGAUGGUGCAAUCUCGAGAAAUUUGCCCGGGUCUAAUAAAAAGACAGGGAACGGGUACCAAGAAAGGGACGGUCUCAUUUAGCAACCCGUGGACAAUCUGGGCAUGCUUGCCUUCUUUCGAAGGUGCCCCGCCCCCACCCGAGAGGAUUGCAUGGCAUCCACCAUUUCAGUCGCUUUUUCCACAUCAUGACCUUCAAUUAUCAUGAAUUAUAAUGCGGGCCUUGAUCGUUGCCACCUUACCAGAAGUCUAAUCUUCGCACUGUUAGACCAUGAGAAUCUCUAUUAUUAUUCCAUAAAUGCACCAUUGAAUUUUCCUUGCUCAGCUUCCGGGAAACCGAUACCCCGAAGCAAAAAUAGCUUUACAACGACUCUAUCCAGGCCAGAACUCCUGAUAUCAACAAAUAUACCCCCCUCACUAAAGAGAGCAAACGUUCCCCGAAAUAUUCACUUGACCCACCCCAUCCCUUCGUUAAGAAAAACUACGCGCUCAGUUCACUGGACAAAACGCGCUCGUGAAUAUACCAAACUAUAGCCGAAUAUCCUACAAGCAAUCUCAGUUUCAGCAGGCGUGGCCACGUUUCCAGUUGCUGUAGGAUUAAUUCGACUCCUGCAACAGACACUGUAAAUUAAAUAGCAGCCACAACGCCCUUCUUUGAGACCGUCAGGACGAGAAAGUUUAUAAAAGACUUUACAGGUGCGCGCGGCGGUUUUCUUUUCUUCCUUCCCUCCCAUUGUAGCACUCAAAUUCUGACCCUGGUAUUUAUUCUAGUAGUAAUCAAUCGUUCCUGAGCCGAUAGGCACAAGGAUACCAGUUUCUUGCAAAAUAUGCUGUGACAUCCGUUUGCUCAUCCCCUUUUCUGCCUUCGGCCGCUGAUUAGGUUUGGUUCUGUGCUUUGAAAUAACUUUAGGAACGAAACAUGAUACGUGAGGGGCGUGUCUGGCUAAGGGCAAGUGACUCUCGGUGGUGAAGACAUAUAUUGAGCUUGUCAGUAUUUCGUAACCUGUAGCACGUCGCGAAAAUAGAACAAGCCAAAGAAAAAUAAGACGCCUUUCUUUCCCCAGCCCCCGCAGGUUUUUCGCAUUACUUUUUACUGCACAACUGAUUCUACCUUUUCGAGCCGGAGCCAACAUGGACGCCCUUAGGGUUAAGUUUUCACUUCAUUUUCGGCACCUGACUAAACGCAAGCGCUGACUUGUGCGCCUAUGCUUCGUUUGCACUGAAGUAGCAGUAUAUGACCACGACAGACUUGCUGCUAUCCUUGGUUUGAAACCGCAAUGGGCAAGAACAAUUUCUUGAAAAGAGCAAACUAUUUCCCCCUUAGCAGACAUGGAGAAGAACUACUAGGACUUAAGCAAUGCCAUUGCUUAAGUCCUACUAGACUUGAAAAGAGAAAGCAUGAUGCUUUCUCUUUUUAAUGAUUUACGGCUAAACAGUACAAUUUCAUGUAGCUUUUACGUCGCAAAAUUAAAUACUUAGUUAUUUGCAGAUUUGCAUUCAACAACAAAUUACAGAAAUUUAACUAAGUUUACAUCUCAUAGAUAAGAAUUGAACGAAAAAAACUUUUGGGGUAAAAAAGUAAAAAAAUAAUGUUUGAUGGAAAAUCACUUAAUGGACAUACGAUAGCAGAGAUAUCAUGCCUGUAAUUUUCUGUUCAAUGCACCUUAUGACAAGUCUGACUAAUCCACUGGUAACCCAUGCCUUAAAACCGCCUUGAACCUUAAAAUUCAAUCCAUUUGCCUUUCAUGCGUAGUGCAAAUAUAUCUUCUGAACACUCCGGGGUUAGGGGUAAAAUCAGGAGAACAGAACAUUCAGUUACUGUACCAUUUUUAAAAGUGGGACAGUAUGUUUGCUAAUCAUCUUAGUUAACCGCUUUUAAAAUAGGACAAAAGGACACCUGGUCAUACAGAAAAAUGAAUUUACUGUAUCCCGAAAGCUUUGGUUUCACAUGCACUUAUUUUUCGCUGGAGACAAUCUAUAAUUGCCUGGUCACGCAAUCGGAGGUGAGUAACUAAUUUUAAUUAGUUACUCACCUGACUUUUAAAAAAGUCAUUAAUACCAUCGCCGCUUAGCAAAUACACUACGUGCUGCAAAGGAUCCAAAUUGCGCUAGAAUGUUUUCCUAUUCUGCCCACUUUUUAUCUCAGGUAAGGCACUGCAAAGCUGAUUCAUUUACGAAGGUUCGAGAGAGAAUUAUUUCAUGAUGUUAUUCUGAUUUCGCAGUCACGGGAAAACAGACCUAGACUCAGGUCCACUCGCAGACGCCAUGGUACAAUCUACAAGAUCUCAAGAACAGAAAUUACCCAUUGAACGGCCUCUCCUUUUGAAGAUUGCGUGUAUUUCAUUAAAACAGGUACAUAUUAAAAGAAUCUUGUUAGUUUCUCCCUUUUAACGAGCUCAAAUCGAUGCAUAAAACUAAGGUGACGUGCACGUGUCAAUUGACCCUGGGGUCAAUUAGCAGUUGUUUGGGGCAAAAUAACUUCAAAAUAAUCAAUCUAUUUCACAAGCGUUCGCAAGAACACCAGACUAACUUUCAGAUAAUGUUGAAGUACUAUAUCUCAUUAGGUAGUAAGCGGGAGAAUUCCCCCAUAUAGAAAAUUCGAUUUUGGUUUUAGCGGUAAAUUGUUGUAUUUAUAAGCAUUAUGCGAAUUACGUUUCAAAAUUCUGCUGCGAUAUUUUAUUCUCUAAAUCUAAAAAAUAAGGCAUUCAGAAAUUGUUAGAUAUCUGCUUUUUGAGAUUUAAGUGGAAGAUUGGCAAUAUAUUCGCUCUUUUAUGAAAUUCAGCUCAUUUCUGUCGCUAGGCUAUAUUGCCUUGUUCGGCGGUUAAUUUUAGGCCCGCAGACCGUUGAAAUCGAAAAUCUCAAAUAAUUCCCAAACUCGGCCGCAUUUUGAAAAUUAAACCUCAGCAGUGUUAUGAGUUCAUUAAAACCUUAUUACAGACUUAAAAUGAGGGUAGGUUAGGUUUUGAGCUGUGGCCACGGUUUGCUCGAUUUUUCUGUGCAUUCGCUCUUAACACGAAUCACUUUCAAACAUGGCAAGUUUACUAAUUCCAGUGAAGGCGAAGGAUUUUCUCUCCCUGGUCCAAGUCAAAAAGUUAAAAAAACCGCGGAAGGGCCUUUGAUCAUUAAAGAGUCUUAAACCCCAACAUCACCUUCAGAGUAUACAGGUGAACUCAGGCACUGGUCGUUACCAGAUCGUUACAGUCAACCCCCUGUUAUUCCGAAAGCCCCUUAGGGACCUCAAGUCAGCGUCUUUUUUAUAUAUAAACAAUAUUUAUUGCAGCAUUUGCUCUAAGAGCCUAAAGGGCUCAUCUAGAGAGCUUACGCUAGCUGUUUACAUUAAAUAUUUUAAAAAUAAUACAUAGAUUUAGCCAGGGCUAAAAACGAAGCUCUCGAUAAUAUUUAUAUUUUUUUCAAACAAAAUAUAAAAUCGUGUAAUGCUAAGCGGCGAAGGCAUGCAACGCCGGAAAACGGUGAAAAACAACAAUAGAUCUAAUUAGCAAAAGCAACUUGGGACGUGCAGCACACUUUUUUUGCACAUUUCUUUGGCGUUGUUUUGCACGACUACAACUUGAAACUUCUUAGUUACACGUUUUAUGGAGGAAAUGUCGUUUCCCGUUCACUUUUUUUCACUGCCGCUCAUUUUCACCUUGCAUUGGUGGCCGCUACCAUUUCUCAUUUUGUCACCGCCGCUACAAAAUUUUCAUGUUGUUCUUCCAACAAAAAAAUGUCUCCUUUGUUUUUUAUCUCUCGCUCUAAAUCCCUGUCGCCCUUUUUCUCGUUGAGCUUCGCUGGCCUGCCGCCCACUUUCUCUUUUUCUCUGUCUUUCUCUUGCUCUAUAUUCCAAAUUUGUGGACAUGACAAUUUAUCUAAGCUUAAUACUUUAGACAACACGGAUACAGAAACAAUUUCAUCUUUAUUAACUCUUUUGUUGUCUCUGCUUUACAAGACGCCGGUGGCUAUGCAAUUUUCCGCCAAAACAACCUCGAGUUGCAUUUGUGUUACCAUACCUGUUGAUUGUGUUAUUUUACAUUGGUAUGCCUGGGGUGCGAACGGACGGUCUCUCGGGGCGGGGGGGGGUCGGUCGGUCAGUAUGGUCACGUGAUUACCAAAUUUUCUCGGAUGGGUAGAUUACUUCAUUACCCAUGGUGGUCCGCUGGCGCGUGUCGCGCGCAAGAGCUCCGCUACAAAUGCACGUCAAGAUCGAACACACACGCAUAAGUUCUUGAAAAAAAUUCAUCAGGCUAGUAAAGUUAAUAUCUAUAUUAAAUGUUCCCAAAUCAUAGCUAAGAAACGUCUUAAUGAUGCUGACAGUUUUGCGCUGCCUGUCAGCCAUCUUUAUCAAAACUAGAAAACUAUAGUUUUGAUGAAGAUGGCUCACAGUCAUUGAAACUGUCAGCAUUAUUAAGACUUUUCUUGGCUAUGUUUUGAGAACAUUUAAAUAGACACACACAUAGAAAAAGCGAAAGAAUAAAAAGAAAAAAACAAAACAAACAAAUAAAUAAAUAAAUAUAAAAAAAAAACACAGCAAUUAACAGAAGCGAUUUGAUAGCAAACUAAACGACUGGACAAGCUGAAACAACUUUACGUUAAUUUGAAAAUCAGCAGUAGAAAUACCAUUUAACAGCCAAUCGAUUUUUUUUCUUAUCUGAGGCAAAAUGCGAUCUAUUUCCAAGUAACUGUGCAGCGGAGGUAAAAAACUUUUCACACAGAGCAGUAAAACUUGGGCAGUAUAGGAAGUCAGCGUCUUUAAUGGCGACAGUUUGUCUUAGCGACGCGCGGAACAAAUUUUCUAGAUUGUCUACAACUUUUGAGGUUGGAUUUCCGUAAAUCCUUUCACAAUAAUCUUACUUGAAAGAACUGACGGCCAUUUGCAUUGUCGAACGAUGGAAGAAAAGUAUAGUCUAUCUACGGUUUUUUUUCCUGAGUGCAAUCAUGCACAGGAAAGUCAUACAUGUCAAUUUUUCGUUUUUCCCUGCCAUAUUUGCAAUACCAACCGCGGUUGUUGAGAUCCAGAAAUUUUGCUACAACAAUGGCAACGCGACGUAACGGCUUCUCCCUAGUAGUUCAUUAUUUUCCAUGCAACCCUGAAAACUGUACGCAUAAGAUAUCCUAGCGGUCGAUUUCUUCCAAAUAUUUCAAACUCAGCUUUACCCUUGGAAGAAGCUAGUUCGUUUUAGUCUGUUCACAACUACAAACAAAAGAGAACCAAAGAUUGAGCCAUGAGUCACUGCUGAAGAGAAGGCUACAGAUCAGGUGAGUGCGAUGAAAAGUACAUAAAAAUAAUCAACUGUGCCGUUUUCUUUCUCAGGAAAUGUAUAAGGCAAAGCGCGUUUGUGUGAUUGGUGCAGGACCUAGUGGAAUGUCUGCUUUAUAUCAAUUCAAGCAGUUGGAAAUGAAGGGACAGGACAUUCCAGAAAUUGUGUGCUUUGAAAAACAGUCUGAUUGGGGUGGUCUCUGGAACUAUUCAUGGCGAACAGGUAGGAGAUUAUUUUGCUGUACCUUCAUAAAUGUCGACAAUUCUCUCGACCUAGCGUGCAAAGAAAGUAGUGUCCGAUAGCCCGGGGCUAGUGAAUUUUUCUAUGGGGCUAGUGAAUUCUGUUUUUAACUUGCCCGACGGAUAAGUGAUGUUUUUUUGAGGAAUUUGAAUAACAGAAGAACUGUGAAAUCAAUUCUGCUCGUCAAAUGCUUUUGGGGCUAGUUGAAAUGAUGUCUGGGCUAGUAGAUGCUAGCUUCAGCUUGCCCGAAUGGUAAGCUGGAAAAAUGAUUUUCUUUGCACCCUGCGACCCCUCUCGUGUUUAUAUCAGGCUAAGCAAAUACAGGAAAAAAGUUUUUUAUCGUUUUAAUAAAUUAACUUUCCCGCGAAAAAAACGCAAAACGCUUAGUUAUGGCACUGUUUAAAAGAGAAAUUGUCACUAGUUGCGAAGACUUGUACACGAAGUUUUGCACGCGUAAUCUUGUUUUGCAAAAAAAGACUUUCCAAUCAGAGCACACGUACUAUCUUAAUUAUUUUUAUAAAGUUUAUCAUUCUCACCGUAAACGACUAAGUAAGUUACAGGGAACGCGGAGAAGAUGGGGCUGAGGGGUGUGGUUCACCAUUUUACUUUCGUUCACCAGGCCUCCGUUCUUCAAAAGGUGGAGAGCGCUACCCACCAGUAUCCAACGGAUAAGUGUUAGGGAAACCAAUUGCGUUUUGCAGUGGAUAGUGAUUUACCCGAUGGAUUGCGUUAUCCACCUUUCGAACAACUGGGGCCAGAUAAAUCUCUAUCCAGCUGAUAGUGCAAUUAGUUUCCCCAUGAAUACUUAUCCGCUGGAUAGCGCUAUCCAACGUUUGAGUGACCGGGGCCGGAUUCAAUACUCACAGAAAUAGCUUCAUAUACGCCGAAAUAAAUCCAACAAAAAGGAUGAUCUCUGUUGAAUUAAAAUUGCGAAGUGUUUAAUUUUGCUUGUUUUGAUCCAAAGUUGUUUUUAGGGUGUACAGUCAACUCUCUCUAAGACGGACACUUUUGGGACCGGCACUAAGUGUCCAUCUUAGAGAGGUGUCCGUCUUAUAGAGAGUCAAAUAAAGGGAGUACAGAAGGGCAAGGACCAACUCUAGGUGUCCGUUUUACAGAGGUGUCCGUUAAGAGACAGUCGACUGUAUUCUUAGAACUGUGGCUGAGGAUGAGGGAAGAGAAUAAAAAUGUGGUGUUGAAUGAGGGAACAGCUUUAGAAUUAUGAUAGCGGUAGAUAGAAAACAGCAGAAAUGUAGGGGUGGUGAUGAUGGUGGAGGAGGGAAAACCAAUUUAAUGUAAUUGUGAUAGAUGGAAAACAAUAAAAUGUGGGGUUGUAUUAAUGACGGUCGAGAGGAGAUAAAUGAAAUGAAGUGGAGAAGAGAAAUUAUUAAGUGGUUUUCAGGUGAACAAGAAUGAUUAACCGGUAAGUAAGUAAGACCAGGUCAGGGGCGGAUCUAGGGGGAGGCUGCAGGGGGUGCCCCCCUCCUAAGAUGACCUGCGGCUUCCUAUUAUAAACAAUUAAUGGAUGAGGUUUUGUGAUAUCCGGAAUAAUCAAGGUCGAGGUAAGUGUUAUUAGCCGAGCCGAACGCCUAGGCUGAUAACACUUACCUAGACUUUGAUUAUUCCGGGUAUUAGAAAAACCGAAUCUAAUAACUGUUUUAAUUAUGUGUGAAAGGUUUGAACCCAGGAGUCAUUUCAAAAGUAGGUUGUGUUUGAUCGUCCGGGUGAACGUAGUCCUGAAUAGGGCUGUUGUUGUUGACAGUGACUGACGUUUCGACAACCUGUGCGGUACUCAUCUUCAGAGUCAAAGUGAGUUGUAUCACGUCAGUUGAGGGUAUUAUACUCUGGUUGUUGAUCUGAUUGGUCAAUUACGUCGCGAUGUUAUUGGUCGUCUGUCAGUUAAUCCGUGAUGUUAUUGGCUAUGAAGACUCUUAAUCAGUAAUCGAUGCGUUUCGAUCCGUCUAUUGUCACAGUUAAGUGUCUAUUGUUCUCAGCAGUUCCUACUGUAUGUUAUUUCCUGGUCAAAAUCCUUCUUCUUCGUAUUCGCUUUAAAAAUUUGUUGUCGUCAGCAGUCAGUUGUGCCAUUCCUUAGUGGUGCACCCACUACUAAGAGAAGUCCUGGAUCCGCCCAUGUAGAUUCAAUGCAAAUCUAUUAUGUUUGUUUGUUGAAUGUGAUGGUAGUGGUAUCUGUGAAUGGCAGGCAAGAGAAAUAUGGUGAUGGUACACUCUUCAUGAAGUAAUUGAAUCGAUAGAUGACCUGAGCACGUAGAACGUAGAACAAAAGAUGUAUCUGCUUUGUUCACAGAUACCGAUGAAUACGGAGAACAUGUACAUGGAAGUAUGUACCAGGGUCUGUGGACAAAUGCUCCUAAGGAAUGUUAUGAACUUCCAGACUAUACCUUUGAGGAUCAUUUUGGGAAACCUAUUCCAUCGUUUACACCAAGAGAGAUCUUUCGUAAUUAUCUGACAGUUAAGUAUUUUUAGAUAUUUUUUGAAGUAUUUGUUUUGAAUUAAAUUUAUUGUUUGGCUAAAGCCUUUUAGAAAAAGAUCCAAGUAUCUACUCCUAUUAAACCCCCGCCAAGGCUGUAAAUAAGUCGAAAAGAAAAGAAGUAUACAAGAUAAAGUUAGUCUCCUUUUGGGAACCAAUACAACUUUGAUAAGGAGCCAAAAUACCAAUACUGUUAGUUUUAAAAAUAGAAGAAGUUUGGAAUGCAACAUAACGCUGAUAGAAACAGUAAAAACAAUCCCGUUAUGGGUUACAGGGAGACAAAAGGGAGGAACAUACAUAAAAACUGUAUGUCUGACAAAACCCAGAUGGUGGGGAAACUCCCUCAUGGGAGGGAAUGCGAGUUUUCUGUAACCUCUAUUUUGUAUGUCUAUCACAGAAAUUCAAAAAUAAAAACUAAUAAAACUCACUUAAGAUUCUUUUCAACCAAGGGCUAUUCACAUUUCUUAGCUUUAAGAUUAAGAGUUUAACAAACGUUUUCUUUCACAGGCCGAUGGUCAAAAAGCAAACUUCGCCCUUGGGUUCACUUCAGUCAUGUUGUUCGUCAUGUGACCUACAACGAUUCUACCGACGACUUCACUGUAGUCGUCAAAAAUCUUUCAGAAGACAAGGUCCUUCCGGCUGAGCGAUUUGACUACGUCAUUGUAGCAAUUGGGCACUUCUCUGUAGCCAACAUACCUUCCUUUCCGGGAAUUGACCAAUUUCCUGGUCGAGUUCUUCAUUCACAUAGCUUCAGAAAUGCCUCUCACUUCAAAGGCAAAAGAGUUCUUGCCAUUGGUUCCAGCUACUCAGCGGAAGACAUCGCUGUCCAGUGUCUUAAGUACGGCGCUGAAAAUAUCAUCUGCUGUUGGCGAACUCGACCUAUGGGUUUCAAAUGGCCCCCACAGAUAACAGAAAAGCCACUACUAUCCAAGAUAGAAGGAAGCACAGUCCAUUUUAAAGAUGGCACCAGGGCGGAGGUUGAUGACAUCAUACUUUGCACAGGCUACCACUACUCUUUUCCUUUUUUGGAAGAGCGCUUGCGUCUCAAGACGACCAAUGUCUUGUACCCAGAGGGCCUCUACAAAUCGAUUCUCUGGACCCGGGGCGGAAAUGGCAAAGUUCUGUACAUAGGUAUGUUGGACCAAGCAUACACAUUCACCAUGUUUGACGCACAAGCAAAGUGGGUGGUCAAGUACAUCAUGGGGGAACUAAAACUUCCUGAUAAAGAUGAAAUGGAAAGCGACAGCAGAAACUGGAUGACAAAGUAAUUAUUUUUCUUGUUGUUGUUGUUGUUGUUGUUGUUUUAUCUUCAGGAAAAAAUACGGUAGCCCACAGGCCGGGGGCAAAACACGACUCAAUAUUAUGUCGAAAACACAACAAACUUCCCGAUACAAAACGAAAUUUUUUCCGUUACAAAACAAUUUUGCUUGAAACAAGACAAAGUUUCGUGACUCACAACGAUGUUUUGAGACACAAAACAGUUUCGCGCUAAUAAUAAUAAUAAUAAUAAUAAUAAUAAUAAUAAUAAUUGACACUUGUACAGAUUGUGCUUCACAGAAGCUCUAAAAACAAUAAAAAUAAUUAUAAAUGCAAGUAAAAUUAAGAACCUACUGAUGAAUGCGCUUCACAGAAGUUCUAAAAAUAGUAAAAAUAAUCCUAAAUAUAAGUAUAUACAAGUUAAAACAAGAACCUAGUCACGAAAAAACUUGGGAAAAUAAAAAUGUUUUCAGUUUCAUUUUAAAAGUUGAUGGAUUCAUCUUGGACCGUAUGUCACGUGGUAGGCUGUUCCACAACUUUGGGGCCGCGAACAUAAAAACGCGAUCUCCAAGGGUCUUUGAUGACUUCAUUGGUGGAAAGCGGAGUAAGGUUCCAUCACAAGAACUUCGAAAACUGUAACGUGAAGGUUUCGCAACACAAACAAGAGAAGAAAGACUAUAAGAAAGAGCCACAUUAUUUUAAAUCUUAAAAAGUAAUUAAAAUCAUCUUAAAAUCAGUGCGUUGCCUCACGGUUAGCCGGUGGAAAUCCUGUAGUAUUGGCGUAACGUGACAGAAAUGAAGGCACUCAAUAAACCAAGCGAGUGCAUGCGUUUUGAAUUCGCUGGAGCUUUACGAUAAGACUGUUAGGUAAAACAUAGAAAAAACUGUUGCAGUAAUCAAGCCCGCUAGUAAUGAACACGCAAAUAAGGGUCUCAGUGCUUUCUUUAGAUACGAAUUUUAUGGUGAGGUGAAUAUUGUAAAGGUAGAAAAAUGCUGCUCCACACGUCUUAUUAAUGUGAGUAGACAUUGUUUGCUUUGAAUCAAGCCACAUACCAAGGUCUCUGGCGUCGCCAGCCGAUGAAACAUCUACAGAUCCAACGGUAAUUGAGUUAACAGAAACUUUAGCUAAUUGGUGACGUGUACCAAUUAGUAAGGAUUCAGUUUAUUCAUCGUUACGCUUUAGCUUAUCAUGAUGCAUCCAAGACCUAAUGUCGCUGAUGCAGUGUUCCAUUGCAGCAAGAGCAGAAGUAUGAUCCUCAAUACUGUUGGCACAAAAUGAAAUACACAGCUGAGUGUCAUCAGCGUACGCAUGCACGGAUGGAAGAUGCGAUCGAAUAACAUCAAAUAUCUUGCUUGCGUAGAUCGAAAACAGUAGAGGGCUAAGAUAGGACCCUUGAGGAACUCUCGAAGUCAGAUAAAAGACAUCAGACAUCACGCAACAAUGUUUCAUGAUGCAAAACAAAAUUUCACGAUACGCAACCGUCAACUCACACAAAACAAAAAUUUAGGGAGACUAGAAGCAAUUUCAGAUGAUGAUAUCGACGAGCACUCUGGAAUCGAAGUUUUCUCCAUUUUGAAUAACAAUGGCUUCAUCUUCAGGGAUACCAACUGGGGGUGAAAGGAAACUUAUUACAUACUAUUUUACGAGAGGAUAUGAAUAUGAUGUGCAUUUUUAGCCACGUUUCAUCAAAUAACCUUUAGUAUCAGGACACUUAAGAACAGAUAGCGACAGUAUCAGCUACAAAGAAGGACACCUUCAUAUGAUUUGCUCUUGGUGCGUCACACAAUUUUGAGGGAGCUGAGUGGUCAGUUCUGGUUGCAGUGGCGCAGGAGCAUAUGGUAUACUCUGCGCUUGUAAAUUCAGUGCUCGAACUUAACUUUUAGCUCUGGUAUUCCACUGGACCAGUAGGCUAAGAAUUUACUGGUCCCAGGAGCAAAGUUACUGGUCACCCUUUACAUUUUUUUUUGCACGUAUUUAAUUUGUGUGUGUAGGUAAAAACAUGUAAAUGCCACACUAUGAUCAAAUAAACACAACAAUUUACAUGUAUCUUUUUAGUGAUACAUAGCAACAAUGAUAAGUGUAUUACAAUUAUAAUUCUUCCCAGUUACAGGCCAUAGUUGCAACAUAAAUAGAAUAGCAGCAGUUUUAUCAACUUCAUUGCUGUCUUAGGCUUAAGUUAGGUCAUCAAUCCUUUAAGCAAGGCCUUCGCAUUCUUUGUGAUGCCUGGUUCCAAUGCAAAAUUGCCCUUUCAGCUGUAAAGUCCUCGGGACUUGAACCAUUGAGGCAGAUGUUCAUGAGCAUGUCAACAGUUUCAACAUCAAGUGAGUUUCGAUACUCUGAUUUGAGUCGCCCCAUACAAGAGAAUCCCCUUUCACAGCAAGAUGAGGACACUGCCAUUGCCAGACAAAUCUCAACCACCAUCAACAUGUGAGAGAGUUCAAGUUCAUCUGGAUGCACCUGAUUGAACACUUCUACCCAGAACUCAGCCUGACUUAAGUUUGCAAUGCGUUUGUGGUCAUAACAGUACAGUUUUAGAGAUAGCCACUGAUCCUUUGAUACUUCCAAGUCGAAAGCAUUGCUUCUGAGGACUGCCUGAAAGUGCUGAGCCACAGUAACCAAUUCUUCUUCUCCAUACAAACCUAGAUCAUUUCUCUCCUUUGGCCAAGACUUAUUGUUAGUGAUAACACCGCAAGCUUUUAGUACUGGGGAAGUGAAGUCUUCAAAUCUUGAGGCUAGAAAUUGCUUAGCAUCAGUGAUGAUUGAUGCUUUACUUUGCUCAAACAAUCUGUCAUCUGUGUUGUUCCUUGUAAGACUGACCCCCUUGAACACUGUUCCAGCUCCUACUUCUUCUUGAAAGGCAGCAAGAUGUUUCCCAGGUCGUCUUCGCAUGUUCUCUAAGGCUUGACUAGCUCGCUCAAUCUCAGCCUUCACUUGCGAAAUAGAGAUAGAAUCCUUCUGAAAAAUAAGUGAGAUCUUUGACACUUCCUCUAGAAUGUCCCACAUUAAAUGAAGGUGAAGCUGGAAUUUGUAAGCCUUGAGCUUCUUUGACAAGUUCCUACCCCGUCCUUGCAUUUCUGCUGAAGAAUCUCUAGCUUCUGCCGUGUGCUCAAAGUGAGAAACAAUUGCUUGAAAGUUUUUUUGAAGUAGAACAGUUAAAGCACGGAGCAAAUGAGGCACCCAACGAGUUCCACUGGCCUUUGUUGGUUUUCCCACUUUUAUUUCCAUUGCCUCUGCCAUUUCUCUUAGUUCUCUUAAAGCCUUUGGGGAAUACUUAUAGUGUUUCCAGCAGCCAUUUAAAAGUUCCUUGAUGCUCAUCAUUGUUUCAUUGCACUUCAAAGUGUCACUAAAUGCAAGUUCUAAAUUGUGUGCUACACAAUGAAUUGGAAUAACUUGAGGUGCUUGUUGUUUAAUUAAUGAAACCACACCACCAAUCCUGCCCAUCAUAACUGAUGCACCGUCUGUGCCAGUGCUGAUCAGUUUUUGCAUCCACUGAGGGUCGAUCUUAUCCAUAACCGACUUGAUUGCCUUUAGAAUUCCUGGUGCCUUUGCACUUUCAACCUCAGCCAGCUCAACAUAGCACGUUUUUGGAGCCCCACCUGAUACAAAUCUCACAUACACUAUUUCUUCUUCCAAACAUGACACAUCUGUUGCUCCAUCUGCCAUUAUAGAUAUAAACUUAGCAGUGCUUAAAGAAUCUAUGAGAUCUGCCCUCAAGGUAUCAGAUAUAUGUUUACAAAACUCUUUACAAGCAUGAUCAUUCAUGUACGUGUUUCCGAGGUUUAAGCCAUUCUUUUUUUGCAAUGAACACAACUGUGAGAAUAUAGAAAAUGGAAGUUUCAAAUAAGCUAUAUAAUAUGCUGUAUUAAAAAGAUACUCCAUUUUCUUCAAUGUUUCUUCAUCAAGUCUGCUCAAUGCAGCAGGCAAAGGUCUUUGCUCUCUUGGACGCUCGCUUGCACGUUUAGCUGCUAAACUCAUAGCGUGUCCUUCACUGGCCUCGUGAGCCUUUAAGCUGUCAGUUUGAAAGUUAUUUGUUCCGACCCUCAAGGAAUAAUGUGUGUUUUUCCCAUUUGGAAAUUCCUGCAAAACUCAUAAAACAUUUUGUUUUCUUUCUCAUCAAAGUGGAGCCAUCUGUACUUUUCUAUCCACGAUUCCUGAAACUUCCGUGUUUUCUUUAUCGGAGUUGCAGCAGGCGGUGCUGGUGUUGUGUUGCUUUCUUGAUUUUGCUUUCCUCCGAAGAAAGAACUCAGUGAGCAUUGAACUUUUUUUCGUUUGGACAUUUCAAGAAGUUGUGUUUUGAAAGAAAAUAGAGAUUCAAUCAACAUCGAUCAUUUGGCAAACGCGGGAAGCCGCCAUAUUGAAUCCCACAAUCCAUUUAAUCUCAGCGUAGAACCCAGACUCUUACCUGCCAGGCCAGAAACGCCUAGCGAUUUUUGCUCGACGUUUUCGAAGCAUUCGCUUUCAGAAAUUCUUUAUCUGCUUUGACACUUUUAGCCCCUUUCAGCAAGAUACAAAAGCAAUUAUUUAUCGGGGUACUGUAACUUUACUCGUCCACAGGACUAGUGGCAAAAAAACCUACUCGUUUUGGGCAAUUUUUACUCGUUUUGGACGAGUGGACGACCGUUAAGUUCGAGCACUGAAAUUAUUCAAGUACCAAUGCACAAAAAAAUUAAAAAGUGCAAGCAAAGGUACAUCAAACCUAAAUGAAACGCGACAACGCGAAGUAAAACGCGUAAUAACACCCCAAUAAUACCCGGGGAAUACCAGAGCAGUAGACCAGGUCUGCCUCCUAACUUAAGCAAGCCCCUACUAAGAGGACCAAUUUUAAAAUUCGUACGUCAUAACGUCAAUUUUGUUCCCUGCCCCCGGGGAAAUACCGUACUUCAAAAAUCGCAAAUGUACCCAAAUUAAUUUCAAGAAUUUUUGCCUCGAAUUGAAAUUUUACAAAUUAAUAGUGAAAUCAACAACACUGUCCAUUUCUCAAACAGCCAAAAUUGUAAAGAUGCGCAAUAUUCUACCUUGAAUUACUAAAUUGGCAUUUAAGAUGGUGGCAAGGGCGAAUCCUCGUCUAAGCACCGUUAAUGGUCUUCGCUCGCUGAUACUUGCAUCUUAGUAAUACUGUUGUAAACCCCGCAUAUCGUGGCCAAAAUGACGGUCUAAAUCCGCUGAAAUCUUCCGCUUCUGCCCCGCAUUCUCUGGGUAAGGAGUUGACCAGUGCAAGGAGUUUUAUGAACAUUACGUUAAAAGUCGCGGCUGAAAUGGAGUUGUAAGAAUAAUUUAAUGGUAAUUACGUUCCUUCUUCAUGUACGGAUAGAGAGGAAAGGCCUUGGCCAAGUUGUGUGUCAUCAAUAUUUCUUAAGUUUCUUUGCCAUGAAAGUCACGGGCUUAGGAACAUUUGACCUACUACAAUACUAUUAGCAACCAAUACUUUUGGGCCCCGAGUUGGGAAUUUUAACAACUUUAAUAGCGGCAGGAGGCCCAGUAUAUUAUUAUAUUAUAAUUUAGUUUGGCUUUGCCUUAGUGCAAAGAUGCGCUUCUCGACACCUUUAAUAUCAUUAUUUAUUAAUAAUAUUGAAUAAAUUCAAUCUUAUUCAUUAGUUUAUAGCAACUUUUUAGGCAAUCGGUAAUGCUAGAUUUUCUUGUUCCAAGAUGUUUUGUAAAAAAAUUAAAGGAAGUUUAAUAAGUCAAGCACUCACUUUGAUGUACUUUUCACCACCAGGAUGGGAGAACUGAAAGGCGUACAUGACGCAAUCGACUUCCAGACUGCUUAUGUGGUUGAUCUUGUCAAAGAAUCCAAUUACAGCUACGAUUUAGAUGUAUCAGAAAUGCUUCACGCUUGGUACAAGAGCAAACUUGAUAACAUUACAGCUUACAGAGACCAAAGUUUUACAAGCAAGUUUACCGGUCACAAGGCCUCGCCAUCGCACACUCCAUUUAUGGAAGAGUUUGAUGAUUCCAUGGAACGCUUUCUGCUUAAUUAAGCAAAGAAACCUGUAAAAUGCCAUACUAACAAGAAGCACAUUUCAUAUAUAUUUUACAAAUGGAAGACAAUUUUUUUGUAGAUCAGUGUGAUGUGGUUGUUUGAAGGCUACCGGCCAUUAGUACCGGGUAAAAUUUAAUCCUCGUCGAGGUGGGGCCGCGUGAUUGUAGUUCAAAAUUAUCGCUAAUUUAGCCUGGUUCCUUUAGGCCACCAAACUACCUGUCAAUUCUGCUCCAACACAAGAGAACAUAUUUCCUUGACAACAGAAAAAAACGCAGCUCUUUGCGCUUGGCAAAGCUGCACAGUGAUUUUUAGGGAGUUAUUAUAACUCCAAAAAUGGAUUAAAAAUUUUCGGUACAGGAUAACAGUUUGGAGUCAUUUUUACUCCUGAAAAAGAGGUCUCCCAGUCUGGAGUUAAAAUAACUUUGAAAUGGGGUUAUUUUUACUCCUUACAUGGGUUGUUUUUACUCUCUGGAUUCACUUUAACUCUGAAAGUGGAGUCAAAGUUUUAGGUACGGUAUUCGCCUGAAAAAUAUUUUUUAAAAAACUCCUUUUAUGGAGUUAAAAUAACUCCACUGUACGGAGUUAAAUUAACCUUACUAGAGGAGUUAUUAUGACUCCUUGAAAAUUACUGUGUGCGAAAUUAGACUGAGCAGUGAAACAGGCUAUGCCAAAUCAAGAAUGAUCACAUGUCAUAUAUAUUUACUGCUGCACAGUUUGUAAAACAGCCGCAACGAAAAUUGUUGAAGGUAGAAUUCCUUUUGUUAGGAGUUAAAAAGGUGACACAUCACAAAGCUUGUUGAAACGCUUGUUCAAGUUUUUAGGGUAUAGUUUCAAAGCGUUUUUGAGGUUCCAAACUGAUAAUUAGAUUAGACUGAUAGCUAACAUAGUGUUCGCGAAAUUUUGGUAUAUCAAAGUUAUGAAAUUUUUAAAUAAUUUAAGUAUAGUUGCUACUUCCUUAUGAGCAUUGAGUACAGUUCUUACAUUAGACUCCAUAAGUAAACGGUAAGCCAAUUAUAUAUUGAAAUCAAUUAACGUGUAAUAAAAUUAAAGUUUUCCUUGUUGAGAAAAAAAAUUGCUCUUGUCAACCACUCUUAAGUUCC
Messenger RNA from Porites lobata, 37158 nucleotides. The record is from the annotation of a GenBank genome assembly. Lineage: Eukaryota; Metazoa; Cnidaria; Anthozoa; Scleractinia; Poritidae.